This is a messenger RNA of Alligator sinensis (Chinese alligator), 6860 nucleotides long. RefSeq names its product plexin C1 (gene PLXNC1). Gene Ontology annotation, molecular function: semaphorin receptor activity. Gene Ontology annotation, biological process: positive regulation of axonogenesis; negative regulation of cell adhesion; regulation of cell shape. Lineage: Eukaryota; Metazoa; Chordata; Crocodylia; Alligatoridae. The coding region runs from base 269 to 3736 and encodes 1155 amino acids. The record is from RefSeq and is a predicted model, not a curated record. The transcript has 31 exons. Gene Ontology annotation, cellular component: semaphorin receptor complex.
GGACGCCAGCCCGAAAUGCGUUUCCGACUUCAGCCCCACCAGCUGCGAAACUGUGCCGACAGUGAAAAAGUCACCGACCUUGAUUCACUCCGAUUUAUCAGCUGUUUAUGCUACUGUCGUUUUGAACAAGAUAGUUUUGUUCUUGGGAACAAGUAAUGGACAGUUACUGAAGGUUAUUCUUAACAAGAAUCUGAAACCGAAUUGCCCUGAAAUUUUACAUGAAAUAGAAGAAGAAACACCAGUUUUUCCCAAACUUGCCCUUGACCCAAUGGAUAGUAACUACAUAUAUUUGGCAUCUGCUAACGAGGUGAGGAGAAUACAAGUUGCAAACUGCAGUAAUUAUGUUUCUCAUCCAGAUUGUUUGUCUGCAGAGGAUCCAUACUGUGAAUGGUGUAAUUUAACUAACAGGUGUACCUUGAAAGGAAAUUGUUCACGUUCAGACAGUUUACCAGAUUUGGUUAACAGUUUACACGAAAUGGAUCAGUAUGCUGUAAUCCAGAUAAAGAUCAUGCAUCAUGAAAAUAAGGUUCUCAAGAUUAUUGAGAUGACAGUUGGAAAUAUUCCACCUGAUUUCCAAAAGGAUUCUUUUUGUAGGAUAACAAAUGCAAAACAAACCAAAAUACUUUGUGAAAAUGAAAAGCAACAAAUCUUGAACUGCAGCUGCAAUCUAACAUACACAGCACCGACUACUAAUGAUUGUUCAGCAGUUGAAGUGUCCGUCAUCUCAGGUUCUUGGAAUUUAUCAGAGACAUUUCUGUUGCCAAACUGCUUACAUUGCAGUGGUACCAGCGAAAAUGAUUGUUCCUGUUGGCCUAAUGAUGAUUCCAUAGAUCAGCAUAUCCACAUUAAUUCCAUAAAACCUUCAUCAAUAUCAACAUUAGGCAAAGGUGAAGUGAUCAUUGAAGGAAGAAACUUUACACAAGCAUCAGAUUUGAAGGUGGUGUUGACUGGGUUUGGUGGUUGUAAACGAGAAAUCAUCAAUGUUGGCAAGGCGUUAAACGACACACACAUGAUAUUCUCUCUCCCUCCGGGACGCAAAGAAGCCAAGAGGGUUUGCAUAAAGGCUACUGAGCAUAAGUGCUCAUCACCAGUGACACUAUACUAUGUCUCACCACCAUCAUGUAUUAAUAUUAAACCAAACAGCUCCUGGGCCAGUGGUGGUCGCAAAAUAACUUUGUUUGGUAGAAAUGUUAAUGUAGCAGAUGGUGUGGUUAUUUCAGAUGAAAAGAGAUUACAUCUGAAUGUCUCAAGUUACCCUGAAAAUACUACUUGGUAUCAUUUUCUAGCACCAGAAGUUAGCCAUGCAAAAGCAAGUAAAAUUGUUGAUGUGCUCUUAAAAGUGGAAAAUGCCCACAAACCAUGUAUUAAGUUGCAAUAUUAUCCUGAUCCUGUAUUCAUUAACUACCAACUGCAAACUGAGAUGGACCCUCAUCUGGAGUUAAAGUUAUAUAAAGAAAAUGACAACUUAGACAUUUCCAAAAAUGAGAUUGAAGUUUUUCUCCAUUAUGAGAAUGGUUUGCAUUUGAGAACCAUACAUUUCAGUGUUCAAAAUAUUACCAAAAAUCCAAAACGCAGUACUGUCCUGUGCAAAGGCAAAAGGGAAGGACAAGACAAAAUUGAUUUUUCUGCAGUGAAAAUUUACGUCAGAUUAGGACACUUAAAGCAUGAAGUCAAAGCAAAAUCAUCACACAUGUAUUUGUAUGUGCUUAUUUUGCUUCCUAUCUUAUUCCUGGCUGUAAUUUUAGUGGCAUUCAUAGUAACUAGACGUAAAUCCAAAGAGUUAACCCAUAAACUGAGUGAGCAACUUGAACUGCUGGAAUGUGAACUUCGGAAAGAAAUACGUGAGGGAUUUGCUGAACUGCAGAUGGAUAUGUCAGAUGUGGUGGAUAGUUUUGGAACUGUUCCCUUCCUUGACUACAAACAUUUUGCUCUUAGAACUUUCUUCCCAGAGCCAAAAACACUUGCAGCUCCCUUCACAGAAGACAUGCACACUAAUGUACCACCGGACAGAGACCAAACUCACAAGGAUGAAAGCCUCACUCUGUUACAGACUUUAAUUUGUAACAAGAAUUUUCUUGUUACUCUCAUUCACACCCUUGAAAAGCAGAAAACCUUCUUGGUGAAAGAUAGGUGUUUGUUUGCUUCCUACUUGACCAUUGCACUACAAACUAAGCUAGUCUACCUAACUCGUAUUCUAGAAGUCUUGACAAAGGAUUUGAUGGAGCAGUCUAGCAACAUGCAACCUAAGCUCAUGCUAAGGCGCACAGAAUCAGUGGUAGAAAAACUGCUGACAAACUGGAUGUCCGUUUGCCUUUCUGGUUUCCUUCGGGAGACGGUUGGUGAAACUUUUUAUUUGCUUGUGACAGCCCUCAAUCAAAGGAUAAACAAAGGUCCUGUGGAUGUAAUAACUUGCAAAGCCCUCAACACACUAAAUGAAGACUGGCUGCUGUGGCAAGUGACUGAAUUCAGCACACUGACACUGAAUAUCAUCUUUGAAAAAGACCCAGAUAAUGAGAAUGCAGAUACCUGUCAGACUAUCUCAGUCAGUGUUCUGGAUUGUGAUACUAUAGGUCAAGCCAAGGAGAAGAUCUUUCAAGCUUUUGUAAAUAAGAAUGGCUCCCUUUAUGGUCUUCAGCUUGAUGAAAUUGGUCUUGAACUUCAGUCUGGUGCACAGCAAAAAGAACUGUCAGAUAUAGACGAGUCCUCCCCGAUUCUGGAAGAUGGGAAAACAAAGCUAAACACCAUUGGUCACUAUGGGAUUUCGGAUGGUGCAACUGUCAAAGUCCUUAAAAAGAAAACACCAGAUGUGGAUUACUCUGAUGAAUACUGUCAUUUGAUUUUACCAAACUCUGAAACAGUGAAAGAUAUUCAGGGAGCAAAAACCAAAGGAAAGCAGAAAUUCAAAGUAAAAGAAAUGUAUCUGACAAAGCUGCUGUCUACCAAGGUUGCAAUUCAUUCCGUUGUUGAAAAGCUCUUCAGAAGCAUCUGGAGCUUACCUAACAAUAAAGCCCCUGUUGCUAUCAAAUACUUUUUUGACUUCUUGGAUGCUCAGGCUGAAAGUAAAAAGAUCACAGAUCCUGAUGUGGUUCAUAUAUGGAAAACCAACAGUCUUCCUCUUCGCUUCUGGGUGAAUAUAUUGAAGAACCCCCAGUUUGUCUUUGAUAUUAAGAAGACUCCACAUAUAGAUGGUUGUUUGUCAGUAAUUGCACAAGCUUUCAUGGAUGCCUUUUCUUUAACAGAACAUCAGCUGGGAAAGGAAGCACCAACAAAUAAACUUCUCUAUGCCAAGGAUAUUCCACUUUACAAGGAGGAGGUGAAAGCUUACUAUAAAGCAAUCAGGGAUUUGCCUCCAUUGUCCUCUUCAGAAGUAGAAGACUUUUUAAUUCAGGAAUCUAAGAAACAUGAAAAUGAAUUCAAUGAGGAAGUGGCCUUGACUGCAAUCUACAGAUACAUAAAAACUUACCAUGAGGAACUCCCCCUGCCUUCCCCCACCCCUAGAGGAAGGCUCAGGGCAGCAUGGAAGCACUGUUUUGGUGCAGUGAAGGCUAGGGCGUUGCAGCCUGGGAGGAUGCAGCCCCUGCCCACUCUGACGUUGGACAGUCCUGUACCUGAUAAUAUCCUGACUAGGCUUGAGAGAGAUGGGGGACAAGAGGAAGCCCUGAAGCAGUUUCUGCAAGUAAAAGCCUUAUUUGAUGAGAAGAAAAAAUGCACGUGGAUGAGACCAGAGCACUGCUGAGAUGUGGCAAAUUGCUAAAAUAGAGCUACUGGUACCAUAGUCAGGUUGGGAGGCUGUAUGUAUAGUGAGCUAUUGUUCACCACUUUGACCAUUUAAACUGUUGCUUAAGUGUAAGACGUCAGAGAGGAAGGUCUGUUGAGCUAGACUGUCAAAUAUCUGCAGAUGCAAACGUGUGCGAAUAUAAUGCCUAUGCAUGCAGUCUCCUUGGCAUACACACACUUGUGUGCCCAUUCACCCGGGCUUGAAUAGCUGGCUGAAGAAAGACUUAAAAAACCUUAAGGCAAACCUGCAGAAACCAUUGCUCCCAGUGCAAGUGAAGAGAAACCUUCUUGUGAGAAUGGCUUUUGUAGGCCUGCCACCUGGUCAAUCUGUGAGGGUAAACUAUGGUCUUAAUCUAUGGAUUAAAAUCAUGAUUUUAAUUCCAGGGCUUGUCCUUUCCUUCUCCUACACACACAAAUAUGCAGAUAUGUUUACACACAUGAAAAAUUAUCACCUAUGACACCUUUAAUAUUAGUAGAAGUGUAGGAGAAGUCUCUCCAGGGCCUAAAAUGUGAAAGUCUUCUUUUCUUUAAAGUAAGUGGUAUUUAUCUCAUUUUAUAAAUUCCAAGUAGAUUAUACACAGAAUGAAAGACCUCCUCAAUUGGCUGUUUUAAGGACAUCUCACCUUUCAUUGGCUAUUGUUCAUGACCUCUUACUACUACCAUUUUUUUCAUCUAGUUGUAAAUGUACCAACCCAUUCUUGAGGAGCUGAAUGUUUGAUACUGCGGAAAUAAACACAUUGCAUCGCAUCGUCAUUAUUUCAGGGACCAAAUCAAACAGUGUUAAAUCUAUCUCCCAAGAUAGAAAAAAAGUUAGUUUAGUCCACGCCAUUUUCAUUAAGUAGUUCACAAGUUUCUCAACUGUAUAAAGCUAGCAGUUUUCCUGAUAGCAUGAAUGAAGUGUUCUGUUUGUAAACUAAAUGUUAUUUUUAGAAUUAGAGGCUGGAAAAGGGGGGGGUGAUAAAAGUCUAGCAUAAUUUUUAUAUUGUUCGGCACAAUGUACUACUAUUGCUGUGUAUAGCACAUCUGGGAUUUCCCAACAAGGUCCUUACCUGCCUUAUCUAACCCUUGAUUUUUGUAACUAAAUACCCACAGUGCUCCAGUUAGCUCAGGUGAAAUGAGGGAGCACCCUACAUUCCAAUUAACCCUGAGGCAGAAAUCCCAAAUACAGCGCAGUCCCAGUGUAGUGCAUGCGGGGCGUCAGCCCUGAAAUUAUAUGAGCGAGGUCCUGCCUACAGUACACAAUGUGUCCAUGUCCUCCGACUCAGCUAAAAACGAGUCACCCAGUUAGUUGCCUGCUAUCUGCAAAGGACUUGUGAACUCAUGCCAAAUGUUUUAAGUGAAUUACAGAGCGAGUGCUAUGCUGAUGUUCUACUUCAUCAUCAGCCACUCAUGGGGCAGGGGUAGAGGUGUAGAUAAGGGGGAAGAGGUGUCCUGUAUCUAGUUCAAGGAUGAUGCUUGUGCAAAGCCCCUAAGUUUAGCUUGGAAAUUCUAGGGCUCAGAGGAGGUUGUGUAGAUAAGCCAACAGCUCAGUUUGAAGUACUGGUAGUAGCAAAUGCCUCACUGAUGGAACAGAAGCUGCAGAGCAGACCAGAAUACCAAAGCUGGUAUUUUUGCAAGAAAUGCUGGUGGCUGGUCAGGCAUGCCACAAAGACUUGUGAAAUGCUAAUUACCCACUCGCUGGUAGCAGCAAAGCCUCUCUGACACUUAGCUUUGAUCUGUUUGACACUUGCACAAGUUCCGUCCUGUACCCAUUCAAAAAAAAGCCAUUAAUAAUUCUCACUUUGGCUUACUAAGUGUAGAUUUUAAUUAAUCUUCCACGUUUAAAUAUAAAAUUCAUGUCAUGUGUUAGAGCAGUGUUGUAGCACUGUUGCUAGAGGAAAGUUCAGUGCCUUUAGGGGUUUCUUUCUUUACCUUCUUCAGCAAGAUUCCUCAUGGCAAUUUUUUCUUGUGGUAUUUGCCAAAGCAGUGGGCACCAUUUUGAGUAGCUCUUCAUCCCAAGAUAAUAUUACUUGAAAGAAAAUUGAUUUAAAUUGCUGUUCUAAUUUAAUGUGAACAUAAGUUAAAAAUGAGCUUGUUAAAGUGACUCAAUAUUCAAUCUAGGCUCUGGGUAGUGUUCCCUCACCACUGCAUUAGCAGCUCUGUUUGGUUGUUUUAGAGAUUUAAUGUUCCUAAUUACUCUUCUGUAUUAAAUUACAUCUUUUUGUUGAAAAGGAAAACCCUCAGGUGUUCACUUUUUCCUUUUUAGUCAGACAUCUUAAAAGUUCAAUUCCAGGUCAAUCAUUUGUACUUUUGAAGGAAAUGUGAUCGUUUCACGUACAGGAAUACCUUAGAUAGAUCUCAGAGCAGGAGGAGCGAGACUGCCUUACAAGAAUGCUGCAGUUGGAAGGGUAGAAAAUAUUCUGCAGGAAGCUCCAUAAGGUGUAGAGAGGGCAAGGCCCUAUCAAUGCACAUUUGUAUAUAAGCAGAGGGACCAAAAGCAAUCCUAGUCUUUGUGCCACUGGCUGGUAAAUAACUGAUGAACCAGGUUGUGAGUGUAGUUGUACCAUUCAUGCCCCUUCAGCAGCCUUAAAUCGUGUGUUGGGAUUUACCAAGCUGUGAAGUAGGUUCUCCAAGUGGUGGUGUAAAGUAUAAGAGUCCUUUGGUAAACAUGUGUGAGUUCAUAACACUCGGAAUGCUCUCAGUAUUUGCAGUCCACUGGUGGUGUUUAUCUAGAGGGAAUGAACUGUCAGUUCAGAGGUUUGUCUACAGCAAUCUGUGAAUAAAGCCAUGUUAUGGCAAUCUAGUAAAUGUAACAGCUUUGUAUGUCAUUGAGACCAAGGUGUACUUAACUUAUUUUCAGAAGUUUACAGGCAAAAUAACUAUUACUUGCAAACAAUAUUUUUUCUAACACUAGCUUACAAAGCAUUAUUUUGCAGCCAAGAUAAUGUAGAGUUAAACCCUACUAACAUGUAAAGUACUUUUUGCUGUAUAGAACUUAAGCUAUUCUUUAAAAUGUUUUUAAUUAGUGCAUAUCCAAGAUACAUUUGGUGUGUAGACGGCUUUAUUUAGAAUAAAAAAUACACAUUUGAAAGUUGGUCAACUCA